Scomber scombrus (Atlantic mackerel) is the source of this 2779-nucleotide messenger RNA. Its product is annotated as tripartite motif-containing protein 16-like. Bases 764 to 2443 code for a protein of 559 amino acids. Lineage: Eukaryota; Metazoa; Chordata; Actinopteri; Scombriformes; Scombridae. The transcript has a single exon. Gene Ontology annotation, molecular function: zinc ion binding; protein binding. The record is from RefSeq and is a predicted model, not a curated record.
AAGUCACAAAAAUACUGCUUCUGUACCUCAGUAUCAUCUGUUCUGUCUCAUCUGUCAUAAGGUCUGUUAUGAAGUGAAGCUAUAAACAGAUCAGCUGGGUUAGGGUUAGGUCCUGUGGACAGUGACAGGAAGCAGCCAGCAGGUGGCAGCACAUCAUCAUAACAGUAGUGGGAUAGUCAUGAAAACAGAUUGAUAUGACAGCGUGUGAUUGGUUGACCCUGAGGGAGAAUGGUGUGUAGUCCAUACAUGUUGAUCUGUUUUUCAUCAUCAACCUAGCAUGAAAAUUAAAAGAUGUUUAACUUUAACACAGGAUAGUUCAAGUGUAAUAAAUGUGAGGAUUUUUCCAAACAUGAAGUGAGCUGGAUUUUAGGAGAAUACACUACUUUAAAGAAACUCAGAGUCAUCUGUAGAUCACUCCCAAUUUCCCAAGAUUAUUUAAGCACCGGAAAACAAGUGAGCAGUGUUUUCAAAUGAGACCUCAUUGUGGAAAAGGAGUUAAAUACACAGUAUCUCUCACUGGCCACUCCUUUUCCUUGUUGAUAACUCCUCCCUCUACUCUCAUAACACAACAAACUCCACUCUGUCCACAUAUUUCCUUGUUCCCUCCCCUUCAGAUCUACAGUUUGAAGAUGGGUGUAACCAACACGUGGUGAGCGGCCAGGCUACAUUUAGUGAAGCAGCACAUGCUGUUUAGAUCAGAGAUCAAAUUAGUUUCACUUCUCAGUAAGUGAAACUCAGACAGUCAUUGUUACUGAGAGCUGAAAUGGCGCAGCAAGGACCUCAGCUGGACCGAGAAAACUUUUCUUGUUCAAUCUGUCUGGAUUUACUGAAGGAUCCGGUGACUAUUCCCUGUGGACACAGCUACUGCAUGAGCUGUAUUAAAAACUUCUGGGAUGAAGAGGAUAAGAAGGAAAUCUACAGCUGUCCUCAGUGCAGACAGACCUUCACACCGAGGCCUGUCCUGAUGAAAAACACCAUGUUAGCAGCUUUAGUGGAGCAGCUGAAGAAGAGUGGACUCCAAGCUGCUGCUACUGAUUUCUGCUAUGCUGGACCUGAAGAUGUGGCCUGUGAUUUCUGCACUGGGAAGAAGUUCAAAGCCUUAAAGUCCUGUUUGGUGUGUCUCGUCUCAUAUUGUGAGAAACACCUCCAGCCUCAUUAUGAAUCAACAAAAUUUAAAAAACACAAGCUGGUCGACCCCUCAGAGAAGCUCCAGGAGAACAUCUGCUCUCGUCAUGAUGAGGUGAUGAAGAUGUUCUGCCGCACUGAUCAGCAGAUUAUCUGUUAUCUCUGCCCUGUGGAUGAACAUAAAGGCCACGACACAGUCUCAGCUGCAGCAGAAAGGACUGAGAGGCAAGGAGAGCUCGAGGUGAGUCGACUAAACGUCCAGCAGAGAAUCCAGGACAGAGAGAAAGAUGUGAAGCUGCUUCAACAGGAGGUGGAGGCCGUCAGUCUCUCUGCUGAUAAAGCAGUGGAGGACAGUGAGAAGAUCUUCACUGAGCUGAUCCAUCUCCUCCAGAAAAGAAGCUCUGAUGUGAAGCAGCAGAUCAGAUCCCAGCAGGAAACUGAAGUGAGUCGAGUCAAAGAGCUUCAGGAGAAGCUGCAGCAGGAGAUCACUGAGCUGAAGAGGAAAGAUGCUGAACUGAAGCAGCUCUCACACACAGAGGAUCACAACCAGUUUCUACAAAACUACCCCUCAGUGUCACAACUCAGUGAACCUACAGACUCAUCCAGCAUCAAUAUCCGUCCUCUGGAAUACUUUGAGGAUGUGACAGCAGCUGUGUCACAGCUCAGAGAUAAACUACAGGACAUCCUGAAGGAGGAAUGGACAAACAUCUCACUGACAGUGACUGAAGUCGACGUUUUACUGUCAGAUUCUAAAUCAGAGCCCAAGACCAGAGCUGGAUUCUUAAAAUAUUCAUGUGUAAUCACACUGGAUCCAAAUACUGCAUACACAAGCGUGUUAUUACAUGAGGGUAACAGAAAAGCAGAAGUAAUGGCACAACAACAGUCUUAUUCUGAUCACCCAGAAAGAUUCACUAAUUAUAAUCAGGUCCUGAGUAGAGAGAGUCUGACUGGACGUUGUUACUGGGAGGUGAAGUGGAGAGGAAGUAGAAUUCGUGUAGCAGUCGCAUACAAGAAUAUCAAGAGAGCAGGAGCCGCAUAUGAACGUCUAUUUGGAAACAAUGACAAAUCUUGGGCUUUAAGAUGUGCCACUGACAGUUAUGAAUUCUGGUUCAAAAAUAUUAAAACUCCUGUCUCAGGUCCUCGUUCAAAAAGAUUCGGAGUGUACCUGGAUCACAGAGCAGGUAUUCUGUCCUUCUACAGCGUCUCUGAAACCAUGACUCUCCUCCACAGAGUCCAGACCACAUUCACUCAGCCUCUCUAUGCUGGAGUUUGGCUUAAUUCUGCUGGAGACACAGCUGAGGUUUGUGAACUCAAAUAGAGGGAAGUCAUUAAAGACUUCAUUUGUCAGAUUCUGUGUUGUAAUUCUUAAUUUUUUGUCUCCAUGUUUCUGAACUGCGCAAAGAUCAGCUGUCAAAUGGUUGUCAAUAUUUUUUUCCGUUUAAUUUGUUUUGGUCUGUUAAUGUUUUGCGUUUCUUUAAAAUUCACGUUUUCACUUUUUACCAAUGGAGGCUAUCACUGAUCAUGAUGAUGUUGUUGUUCUAAAUGUUAGUUUCAUUUUUGUAUUGAUGUAUUAAGAAAUAACUGAACUUUCUUCAUCAUUGAUAUUUUGUUCUCAUCAUUUAGUACAUUUAUAAAGAAUUCUAAAAAAAAAUUU